Messenger RNA from Phragmites australis (common reed), 2334 nucleotides. Its product is annotated as AP2-like ethylene-responsive transcription factor CRL5. Gene Ontology annotation, molecular function: DNA-binding transcription factor activity; DNA binding. The transcript is spliced from 9 exons. Bases 204 to 2042 code for a protein of 612 amino acids. The record is from RefSeq and is a predicted model, not a curated record. Lineage: Eukaryota; Viridiplantae; Streptophyta; Magnoliopsida; Poales; Poaceae. Gene Ontology annotation, biological process: regulation of DNA-templated transcription.
CACUUGCUCACUUCUCCUCCACUUCACACUCCGCAGCUUCACCUAGGAAACCCCGGACCUCGAAGCUCUCGAUCGCCGCGGCAAUGGCGGGGCGCAUCAUUGGGCCGCGUACUCCCCAAUGAUUGAUCCGCUUCCGAUCACCAUUGCCACCACCUCCAUCUCCAAUAAGCUCUCGUUAGUUUUCUUGUAGCUUAAUUAACACGAUGACCAACCACAACGGCAGCAGCAAUGGCAAUGACACGAACGCGGCGGCGAGCGGCUGGCUAGGCUUCUCGCUGUCGCCGCACAUGGCCUCCUCCAUGGAAGACCACCACCACUACGUGCAGCAGCAGCAGCACCAUGGCUUCUUCUUCCCUUCCGUCACUGCUGCUGCUGCCGCCGCAGCCUACGGCCUCGGCAGCGAUGCCGUGGCCACCAUCGCGUCGUACUACACGCCGCAGCUCGCUUCCAUGCCGCUCAAGUCCGACGGCUCCCUCUGCAUCAUGGAUGCCCUCCGAAGAACCGAUCAAGAUCACAACGGGCCGAAGCUUGAGGACUUCUUGGGCGCGGCGCAGCCGCAGGCCAUGGCGCUGAGCCUGGACAACGCCUCGAGCUUCUACUACUACGGCGGCGGCGGGGGCCACCACCACGGCCACAACGGGUCGUUCUUGCAGCCGUGCGCCGACGUGUACGGCGGGGCAUCGGCGCCGGCGCUUGUAGCCGACGACGAGGCUUCGGCGGCGGCGGCUGCCACGGCGAUGGCGAGCUGGGUGGCCGCGCGCGCCGAGAGCGGCGUCCUGUCUGCCGCGGGGGCGGGGCAGCAGCACCACCCGCUGGCCCUGUCCAUGGGCUCCGGGUCGCUGUCGAGCUGCGUGACCGCGGCGCACUCCCAGCUGCACGGCGGCCAGUACGGCAUGGCGGGUUCGGCGCUGGCGGUGGACGGCGGGCGGAAGCGCGGCGGCGCGGCGGGGCAGAAGCAGCCGGUGCACCACCGCAAGUCCAUCGACACGUUCGGGCAGAGGACGUCGCAGUACCGGGGCGUCACGAGGCAUAGGUGGACGGGGAGGUAUGAGGCGCACCUGUGGGACAACAGCUGCAAGAAGGAAGGCCAGACCAGGAAAGGCAGGCAAGUUUAUCUCGGCGGGUAUGACAUGGAGGAGAAGGCGGCGAGAGCCUACGACUUGGCGGCGCUCAAGUACUGGGGACCCUCCACACACAUCAACUUCCCGCUGGAGGACUACCAGGAGGAGCUGGAGGAGAUGAAGAACAUGACCAGGCAGGAGUACGUGGCUCAUCUCAGAAGGAAGAGCAGCGGUUUCUCACGGGGCGCGUCGAUGUACCGUGGAGUGACAAGGCAUCACCAGCAUGGGCGGUGGCAGGCGCGCAUCGGCCGCGUCUCCGGCAACAAGGACCUCUACCUCGGCACAUUCAGCACACAGGAGGAGGCGGCGGAGGCGUACGACAUCGCCGCCAUCAAGUUCCGCGGCCUCAACGCCGUCACCAACUUCGACAUCACGCGCUACGACGUUGACAAGAUCAUGGCCAGCAACACGCUCCUCCCCGGCGAGCUCGCGCGCCGCAAGAAGGACGACGAGGUCACCGCCAUCACCAACGACAGCAGCGCCGCGGCCCUGGUGCAGGCCGGCAGCAACGCCGCCACGGAAACCUGGAAGAUUGCCGCGGCGCUGUCCGCCGCCCCGAGUAGAGCCGGCGAGCACAGCCAGAUCAACCACCACGACGAAGUGUUGUCCGGUGCCGAGGCUUUCUCUGUGCUGCACGACCUGGUGACAGCCGCGGACCACGACGGCGGCGCCCACAACGGGGGCGCCCACAUGCCCAUGUCGAGCGCGUCGUCGCUGGUGACGAGCCUGAGCAACUCCCGCGAGGGGAGCCCCGACCGUGGCGGCGGCCUGUCCAUGCUCUUCUCCAAGCCGUCGCAGGCGCAGGCGCAGGCGAUGAGCCCGCUGAUGCCGCUGGGCUCCUGGGCGUCCCCAGCGUCGGCCAGGCCCGCCGCCGUGUCCAUCGCGCACAUGCCCGUGUUUGCCGCCUGGACCGACGCGUGAGCCCCACGACCGAUUCCACCAUGCACGGGCAUGCACCUCCCGAUUACCACGUUCCCGUUCUUGGUGCAUGAACUCGCGCGUCCUGCUGCCUGUGGCGGGUCUUCGUCACUUAUGCAAUUUAGGGUUUUUGGAUGGUUGGCGUAGCGGGUUAAUUAGCCAUGGGAGAUUGAUUAGUUAAGCUAGGAGAGGGGAAUGAAUGCACGGCGCGGCCUCUGCUGUUUCCUUCUUCUCCGGCGACGGCCGACCGGGUCCGGAAAGAAGGGGUUUUGUAAUAUGGAGGCUGGAGAUCAGG